AUGACUCUUCCUGGAGUCUCUGCACUCAAUGCGCUGUCCAGCGCAGGCGCACAGCGGCGCUGGGCGCGAGUUACCGGAGUAUUCUUCUUGACGCUUGUCAUUUGGCAGCUCUUCCUCAGCUCCAGAGCGGAUACGUCUCUGCUACCACCUGCAAGACAGAGAGUGUUCAAAGAUGACGGCGCAGCGUUGGGUUUUGUCCGCCGAGCGAAUGCUCGAGCUAGCCUUGAGCUAUCAGACUCGAUCAAAUACACGCGCCGGUGCAUCAAGCCGACCACAGAUACCGUGUCGCAACGACGUACCGUAGUGGACUCUCCAGAGCCUCUACUCGACCAACCUCGAUUAGUCAACUUGCAAGAUUCAGGAAAAAUGGACCAAGUAUUGGGAGAAUGUGUGCCAAUAUCGCUUUCUGUUUCCGAUGCGUACCCCAAACAGGAAAAAUUCUCCCAUCUGAUCUUUGGCAUGGCAACCACGUAUGGACGACUACGGGAUUCUCUCGAGUCUAUUGCCCAUUGGUCAUCUGGCCGCGACUCCAAGCUGAUAGUCAUUGUGCAAGACUGGGUCGACAAUGUUUACCAGGUCAUACAGCUGCACAAGACAUACCGAGAAAGAGGCGUACAUGCAAUCUUUAUCGAGCCGAUCGAUAAAUCGCAUACAACAUCACAAUCCCACUUCGCGGUACUGACCAAGAUGGUCCAAGAGAGCGACCCAGAGACCAGCUGGUUUGGAUUACUCGAUGAUGACACGUUCUAUCCUCAUUUAAAACCAUUAUCCGACGCACUUGGCGCUCUGGACCAUACAAAGGACCUAUUCGUCGGCACAUUAUCCGAAGACUUUAUAGCAGUCAGAAAUUUUGGAAUCCAGGCCUACGGCGGUGCCGGCGCGUACAUGUCGGCAAACCUAGCUAGGAAGCUCGGCCAUCCUGAGCAGGCGAAUCAGUGCUUGCAGGAGUUUACUCCAGACUUUGGAGACAUUAUCAUCAGAGACUGUGUCUUUCACCAUAGCAACGCAAGGUUGACUACCCUGCCUGGCCUAUAUCAACAUGAUCUUCUCGGUGACAUGCGAGGCUUUUUCGAAUCAGGUGUCGAACCGAUCAAUCUACACCACUGGAAGAACUGGUAUCAAGCACCGGUUGUUGCCAUGUCUGCGGCAACCGAGUUCUGUGGGUCCUGUUUUCUGCAACGUUGGUUGUUUGGCUCCAACACACUUCUUUCAAAUGGCUUUUCCAUCACCCUUUACCCCGAUGGAUUAGAUUCGAUUGACCUCAACAAGAUGGAACGAACCUGGAACCAGGUUUACCCAGACGAAGACCCCCAUUACGAAUGGGUUCUGGGCGCUCUGCGCGAGAGUGUACCCAAUGACCAACGAAUAUCAUAUUUCCUCAGGGACACAGAGGUUUAUAAUGGCACCAUGAGGCAAUUAUAUCUACGGGAGCGCAUCGAAGACUCCGACUUGGCUGACGAGGUGAUUGAGCUCAUAUGGAGGAGAUGA
Messenger RNA from Pestalotiopsis fici W106-1, 1488 nucleotides. RefSeq lists its product as uncharacterized. Bases 1 to 1488 code for a protein of 495 amino acids. Gene Ontology annotation, cellular component: membrane. The transcript is spliced from 3 exons. Gene Ontology annotation, molecular function: acetylglucosaminyltransferase activity. The record is from RefSeq and is a predicted model, not a curated record. Lineage: Eukaryota; Fungi; Ascomycota; Sordariomycetes; Amphisphaeriales; Sporocadaceae.